CAUAAAGUUUGAUGUCCUGCCCAAACUUUAGACCAGACUGGAGCUAAACUUUUUUUCUAGAAAGUGAGUUGCGGAGAUUUGCUCCGCAGACUAUGACUCUCCCCUGGAACAAUAUUCGCCUACGGUUCGACUUGGCUGAAACGCACUAAAACAGUGUUUUCUCCAGCCGGGUCGUUUUGUUGAUCGUCUUUUUCGGCCGCGUCUGCGUUUUCUUUCUGUUUUUUUUUUUUUUUUUUUUUUUUUUUUGGAAAAGUUGGGGCCCGGACGACAACACAGAUUCCAGUGUGGAGCAGAAAUGCGCUUUGUUACACGCACAGCUAUGCCAGCGACAAACAACAGGAAAACAACGCGCUUCGCUGCAGACUUCGACAGCUAACGCACUUCGGAACCGAUCGACCCGCUCGACUUUCAAACUUUAGAAUGAACAACUUUUACUGAGUGUCGUCGAGAUUUCCAGAAUCCCCGUUGCGCAAAAAGAAGUGCGGGGUUUGUUUUCUCAAGCUGAUUUUUGUAUUUUCGGACAUAAAGUUUGCAGAGUGUUUGGGACAAUGGAUCCGAACCAGCACAACCCUCCUGCCGGACACCAGAUCGUCCACGUACGGGGCGACUCCGAGACCGACCUGGAGGCGCUGUUUAACGCCGUGAUGAACCCGAAGAACACCACCGUGCCCCAGUCGGUACCGAUGCGCUUGAGGAACCUGCCAGACUCCUUCUUCAAACCUCCCGAACCAAAGUCCCAUUCCAGACAAGCCAGCACGGAUGCUGGAAGCGGCGUGGCACUCACUCCCCACCAUGUGCGAGCACACUCCUCCCCAGCCUCCCUGCAGCAGGGCGCUCUCUCUGGUGGCUCACUGCCUGGCAUGGCCCCAGCAGGUGCCUCCUCUCAACACCCCCGCCAGUCCUCCUAUGAGAUCCCUGAUGAUGUGCCUCUGCCUUCGGGAUGGGAGAUGGCCAAGACGGCCAAUGGCCAGAGAUACUUCCUCAACCACCUCGAGCAGACAACCACCUGGCAGGACCCGCGCAAAGCUCUGCUCCAGAUAAACCAGCCGGCGCCGACCAGCUCGGUGCCCGUGCCGCAGCAGAACCUCAUGAACCCAUCCACCGGUUCUCUCCCCGAGGGUUGGGAACAAGCCAUUACGGCCGAGGGAGAAAUUUACUACAUUAACCACAAGAACAAGACCACAUCCUGGCUGGACCCACGGCUUGACCCACGCUACGGCCUGAACCAGCAGAGGAUGACCCAGAGUGCUCCGGUGAAGCAGGGCGGCCCGCUCCCUGCCGGCACCCACAGCGGCAUCAUGGGAAACAACAACCAGAUGAGACUGCAGCAGAUGGAGAAGGAGAGGCUGCGGCUGAAGCAGCAGGAGAUGCUCCGGCAGAGGCCUCAGGAGCUCGCUCUGAGGAACCAGCUGCCCACCAGCAUGGACCAGGAUGUCAGCACGAACCCCGUGUCCUCUCCCAUGGCCCAAGACGCCCGGACCAUGACCGCCAACAGCUCCGACCCAUUCCUCAACAGCGGGACCUACCACUCCAGAGACGAGAGCACAGACAGCGGCCUCAGUAUGAGCAGCUACAGCGUCCCUCGCACUCCAGAUGACUUCCUCAACAGCGUGGAUGAGAUGGACACAGGGGACCCACUCCCACCCUCCAUGGCAACGCAGCCAAGCCGUUUCCCCGACUACCUGGACGCCAUCCCGGGCACAGACGUGGACCUGGGCACCCUGGAGAGCGAGAGCAUGGCGGUGGAGGGGGAGGAGCUGAUGCCCAGCCUGCAGGAGGCCCUGAGCUCCGACAUCCUCAACGACAUGGAGACUGUGCUGGCAGCUACCAAGAUCGACAAGGAGAGCUUCCUCACAUGGUUAUAGAAAGGAGGCGUUGGCUCCUCCCCACACUCUGAACUGCUGCCUGCUCCAACCGUGAAGGAUUCAUAGAUGAUUUCACAAGACAUUUCAGCGAGCCUCCCUGGACUUCUGUCUGUCUCGGCGUUUAAGGCCAACCUCUCCUGAGACGGUAUUGUUCCCUUCUUUGUUUUAUUUUUCCUCCCUGGUGUGUUAUCUCUUUAUUUUGUCUGUGUCUUCAAGGCUGGCCCAUGAACAGACAUUUACGCAAAGGGUCCCCGAACCUUUCACAGGCCUGUCGGUGAAUCUAGGUCAUCCCUACCUAGUGCAGGGGGUCGCGCCUUCCCCCGGUCCCCCUCAGUUGUCGCCUUGAGUCCCCGCCGCCGCUUUUUCCUGCAACAUCGCACGAAGCAGCUCUAAUUAACCGCGCUUUGGGACAGCUGCAUCUAGCUCACGUAGCUCUAUACUUAGCUGGUCACGUUCUGUAAUGUUUGUUUGCUUCCUUUCAGCCUGAGAAACCAAAAAUGAUGUAUUUGAAGCAUUAGGAACGAUACGGAUUUGGAGUAAAGGUGACGUGAGGCCCAGCUGGGACACGUUGGCUUUGUUGCUGGGUGGGUGGGUGGGUGGAUGGGUGGGCGGCUGGGGACUGACUACGUCGCUGCUUGGCUGUGCCAGCAAGUAAGUUAAACCUUCAAGAUCAAGUGCCUUCAGUUUUAUUCUUUGAGACGCGAGUACAACGAACAAUGACGACUAGGUUUUUGUAAUGCAGCAAUAAGCAUUGGGCUGCAUUCAGAAACAUCAGCUACACUUUCCUCUAAUGAUCAAUAAUCAAGUGUAUUAUUUUUUAAACAUAAGGGGAUUUAGGGAUUUCUGUUUUAGCUUCUUUGUAUUUCAGUCUUAUUCAAACCUAAUUCAUAAUUCAUCAUUUUAUCCUUCCUAGUAUUAUUUUUAGGUUUCUACAUAUGUAGACGAUCAAGUAUAGUAUAGAUCAAAUGGCAUUUUGCUUUUGUUUUUCAAUUUCUUUCAUAGAUGAAUUAAUACAUCUUAACUGUGUCGACUGUUCUGCAUCGACCGAACUCUGCCGCCACCGAUCGAUUCACGUUUUGGCUUUUGUUCGUUUGUUUUAACCACCUAGCCGAUUCUUCUCGUGUCUGUUUAUUAUAUACAUAUUUUUGUGAUUUGUUUAUUUGUUGAUCACAUCAGCAGCUUUUGCUCGUUUCUUUCCCGAACAUUAACCAAAAAAGGUCGCGUCUCUCGGCUGAUGAGAAGCUGUAGCCCUUGCAUGGGUUAAACAUUGCGACAGCGUACAGUAAAUAAGUUCCAGUCUUCCUACAGAGGCAGCGCAGAGCCCUCUGUUGACGCUGCGCCUUGUGUUUUGGGGCACACACCACAGCUUGGACGGGCUCGAGUUUAGAGGUCACGACGAGGGGCAGUGUGGACGUCCAGGGUUCGACGGAUGCUGGCGAGUGGAGCGGAUCGAUGCUCUUGAUGACAUAAUUAAAGGAAAAACAAUCAGUUAUCUCAGUCAGGACUUAUUGGGGCAGAUUCCAAAGAUGUUUUGUAAUGACACUAAUGCUUUAGCUCACGUUUUCACAGAGUCCAGAAGUGGUUUGAUGUGCAAGUCAUCCUCCGUAGGAACAUGUAUGUAUAAGCUAAUGAGAACACGAUGUAGGUGUGUAAAGUGUUAGUGGACACUGAUUAGGUCCAGCCAAGAGAUUCUUUGUUAUUUAGUGAAGACGGUUGUUGAGUGACUAACCCUGAGAUUUGAGGAUGAGGUUUCAGCAGGUUUCAGCGAAGCAAGUUUGUUUUCCUAUAAGUGCUCACUUGUUUACAUUCUCUCAAAGUAAGAAACAGCUACUGCUCAUAAUCACAUUCUGAUGUUUACAGCACCGCUACAUUUUUAAAAUCCUUGCAGUAACCUAUAAAUAAUCAGCCCGACCUCGGUGGCGGCGUCGCAGGAUGCCACACUGAUUCUGUUGCCAACAAAUGCUUCAUUGGUAGCAAGAGCUUGAUGGAACAAUUUUUUAGAUCAGCACAAGAUCAUUUUUAUUCUGUCUGAAGAGAAUUUUUUUUUAGUUGUGAUUUUAUUGAUUAUCACAUUGUGUGUUGAAGAUGGAUAAACAGUGUUGGUGAGGACAAUGCAACUAAAAUGAUUGGUACACUACAGUGCUUGUAUUGCACAGCUACAGAGUUUUAAUUUUGAUGCAAAAAUGCAUUUUGUCACACGAACCUGAUUUUAUGCUUACUAGUGUGUAUUUGUCAGAGCAUAUUAGCGGUUGACUGUUAUUGUAGCAGUAGGAACUAAUCAAGUUAAAGGAUUUCAUAUUUAGAGUUUUCUAAAUGCACAUUAAAUGAAUUUAUAUUCAGUAAUGAUCUGUUCAUUUUUGAUAGAUAUGUGCAUGUGUCUUAGAACAAUAAAUUCUGUUACAUUGUAUCUUUCUUUGUGAAAUAAACUAUAUGCUUUGUGGUAA
Molecule: messenger RNA, 4309 nt
Organism: Betta splendens (Siamese fighting fish)
Lineage: Eukaryota; Metazoa; Chordata; Actinopteri; Anabantiformes; Osphronemidae
Gene: yap1
Product: Yes1 associated transcriptional regulator
Exons: 8
Coding region: 549-1865 (438 amino acids)
Biological process (GO): hippo signaling; positive regulation of transcription by RNA polymerase II
Cellular component (GO): cytoplasm; nucleus
Molecular function (GO): transcription corepressor activity; transcription coactivator activity; protein binding
Source: RefSeq, a predicted model, not a curated record